Messenger RNA from Priapulus caudatus, 534 nucleotides. RefSeq lists its product as uncharacterized. Bases 54 to 509 code for a protein of 151 amino acids. NCBI's taxonomy places the organism in Eukaryota, Metazoa, Priapulida, Priapulimorpha, Priapulimorphida, Priapulidae. The transcript has 4 exons. The record is from RefSeq and is a predicted model, not a curated record.
CAGAUGCGCUGAAGAGGCUUGAUGCAGGGAUCACCGCCGAACGCCCGAUCACAAUGCAGAGGGCGCCACAGCUGCAGCAGGACAACAUCGACCGACGGGGCGAGGUUGGCAAACAGAACAGCGAGCACGCGAAGCAGGGAGGAGGAGGCAAUGCGGCUCCACAGCCAAUCGGGCGAGCGCUCUUCGACACCGCCGACGGCAUCUUUGACCUUGAAGGACUUGAGGAGGACAUGGUGCUGGACCAUCGAGCUUUCUACGAAUCCGAAGAUGACCUUGAAACUCCGGAAACAACCGACGACUCUUCGAACUCGUCGAGUGUGACGGAGCACGACCACUCGUCCGCUGCCGUCAACAUGUACGGAGGUCGCCCGUCGCAGAGCUCCUACCAGGUGGCGCAGUCUCUGCCCAUCAACAUGCCGCUGGAGACGCAGCAUCAUCAGCACACCGCCGCACCAACCGGCGGCGAUCGAGCGGUGAGUCAUUCAGGGGUCCCGUCGAUCGAGCGGUGAGUCAUUCAGGGGUCCCGUCGAUCGA